AGAUCCACCCCCGCUCCAUGUCUUCUCCAUACUCAGUGUACACUGUAGCGAGGCAUCUCCCUAGCUACAAUUCGGCACGUAUCAUACUGAAGAUAUGUUGAAUCGCAAAUGAAGGCUGUACCCGCGGGCGGACACAGGGUGCGAAGUCAAUUGACAACUGCGCUCUGGGGCCGAGCGCAGCGAUCCAGGAGGGCCUACGGAUCACCGCCUCCCCUAUUGGUUAGCUCAAGCUAUGCCUCGUCAUGGCCCGGGCUGUCCACCUAUGGAGUCGCCCCACCAUUAUAACCUCUCCGCCUCUUGGCAACGCAUCCAAGAUUUCUCUACUGUUCAGCCAUGGUUUCGGAACGAGUAUACAACCUCACCCAUUCCAACAAGACCCUCACCUCUGCACUCGCCGCGGAUCCCAAAGAGUCGCCUGGCGAGCUCGGCAAGAAGCUCUACGAGGAGCACCAUCAUGGCAUCCACAAACCAAACGCGACCGGUGGCAUCUUGGCCACUGUGAAGGGCAUGCUGAAGAGUGGGGCGACACCCGAGGAGGCCAAGGAGGUCACGGCGGAGGAUGAGCCGUCCCAGGAGGAUCUAGACAAAGCAGCGGAGUGUGGGCAGUUUGGUGCAAGGCCAAGUGAUUUGUUCUUGAAGAUCUACCACGACGUGCUCAAGACACUUGACGUUGACCCGUGGGCGGGCUACGUUUCUCCGCCAUUGGUCGGCUCUCGCGGUGUAGUCCCGCUCUCAAUUAUAUCCUACAUUCCCGACAUCAUCCAACACCACUAUGACUGCAUCAUCCGCGCCGAGCACGAGGUCUUCCUCGCGACGAACUUCUGGCAAGCGUCCAAGUCAGCGACGAAGAUCUGCGACGCGUUCAUCGAGCUCUCCAAGCGCGCGGAGAAGCGCGGCAAGAGAGUCGUCGUGAAGAUGAUGUACGACCGCGCGACCCUGAAAAUGAUAACGGAAAGCCACCUGUUCGUGGACGAGGCCGAGUGGACGUCGGACGCGGUGAAGAUCCCGAAGAAGGAGGAGAUGCCGUGGGUCGACUUCCAGCUCGUCAACUUCCACCAGCCGGUGCUCGGGACGUUCCACUGCAAGUUCAUGGUCGUCGACCGCAAGAUGGCACUCCUCUGCUCGAACAACAUCCAGGACCGUCCGAACAUGGAGAUGAUGUCCCACCUCGAGGGCCCGAUCGUCGACAGCCUCUACGACACCGCGCUCAUCUCGUGGUACAAGGCGAUGGAUCCGCCGCUCCCACUCCUCGGGCGCCCGUACCAGCCACCCGAGGGCGGGUACAGGUUCGGACUGGAGAACGAGUACGCGACGACGCAUAUACUGGAUGGGAGCAGGGGUGAGGAGAUUUUCAGGGCGACGAGGGAGAAGGGUGAACAGGCGAGGGACGAGGAUGAGGCGAAGACGAGUGAGGAGGCAAAGGGCGAUGGACGUGUCUUCAUCGCUGGCAAAUACCAGACGAUCACGGACCACAUAAACGCGGGCGACCAGACCACAAUGGCCACCACCGACCUUGACCCGUCCCGCGAGUACACCCCGCAUGUCCUGCAUGCACCCCACCAAGAGGUGCCCAUGGUCCUGAUGAACCGGCCGCCCUACGGCAAGCCCGGGAACGACGAGCGCGCGCUGCUGUGUCCGCAGGCGGCAGCGUGGCUCGCCGCGCUCAAGCACGCGCGCGAGAAGGUCUUCAUUCAGACGCCGACGUUCAGCGCGGCGCCGGUCAUCGACGCGGUGCUGGGCGCGGUGCGCCGCGGGAUCGAGGUCACGCUGUAUGUGGAUGUGGGGUUCAACGAUGGCGGCGAGGCGCUGCCGUUGCAGGGGGGCACGAACGAGGAGGUGGUCAGGGCCAUGUAUGCGAAGUUGGAAGAACAUGAGAAGGAGAGGCUGAAGUACUAUUGGUUUACCGCUCGCGAUCAGGGCAAGCCUAUCAAUGCACACCUCCAGCAGAGGAAUUGUCAUGUCAAGCUCAUGGUAGUUGAUGACGCUAUCGGCAUCAUGGGCAACGGAAACCAAGACGUUCAAUCCUGGUUCCACUCCGCGGAGGUGAACGUCAUGAUCGACAGCCACGACAUCUGCCGCGAGUGGCUCGACACCAUCGAGCGCGUCCAGAACACGCAUCUCCACCGCGUCGGCCACGAUGGCGUGUACCGCGACGCGCAAGGCGUCGAGCUGCAGGACUCGACGGGUGUGACGAAGGGCGUGAAGGGUGUAAUCAAGGGUAUCCAGGGCAGUAUUGCACGGGUGCGGGGAACAGGUGGUUUCUGAGAUUAUCGGCCGGAUGGGGGCACUGUGUACGAGGGUUUUACGGAUUGAAGAAUGUAGUGUACUGAUACCAUGUAGUGUAGUUGUAAACUGUACUCACCGUAAGCAUUUUGUUUGUUCGUCGAGA
Messenger RNA from Rhodofomes roseus, 2389 nucleotides. RefSeq lists its product as uncharacterized. The record is from RefSeq and is a predicted model, not a curated record. Lineage: Eukaryota; Fungi; Basidiomycota; Agaricomycetes; Polyporales; Fomitopsidaceae. The transcript is spliced from 9 exons. Gene Ontology annotation, molecular function: catalytic activity. The coding region runs from base 334 to 2265 and encodes 643 amino acids.